AUGUCCCGCGCAGCGAAAUUCACACUGGCCGCCACCGGCCUGGGUACUGCGGGUAUCAUCUGGUUCGUGCACUGGGCGCAAGAGAACGACCGAGCGGCAAUGCACAGAGGCGUCGAACGGGAUAUGGAGAAACAGCGCAUUCGCCAAGAGCGUCAAGCCGAGUUCGAAAUGCAAAAAGCCCUGGAGCAAGAAUACCUCAAGUUACAAACGGUACACAGCACUACGAAUCCAGAAAGUCCAGCAGACCAAAGCCCGGGCUCGGGGUCAUAA
Molecule: messenger RNA, 270 nt
Organism: Penicillium chermesinum
Lineage: Eukaryota; Fungi; Ascomycota; Eurotiomycetes; Eurotiales; Aspergillaceae
Product: protein PET117
Exons: 2
Coding region: 1-270 (89 amino acids)
Biological process (GO): mitochondrial respiratory chain complex IV assembly
Cellular component (GO): mitochondrion
Source: RefSeq, a predicted model, not a curated record